Messenger RNA from Pichia membranifaciens NRRL Y-2026, 435 nucleotides. RefSeq lists its product as hypothetical. Gene Ontology annotation, molecular function: zinc ion binding; nucleic acid binding. Lineage: Eukaryota; Fungi; Ascomycota; Pichiomycetes; Pichiales; Pichiaceae. Bases 1 to 435 code for a protein of 144 amino acids. The transcript is spliced from 2 exons. The record is from RefSeq and is a predicted model, not a curated record.
AUGGGUAGAUAUUCAGUGAAAAGAUAUAAGACCAAGAGGAGAACAAGAGAUUUAGAUUUGAUUCUCAAUGAUCUCUCCUCACCGGACUCCAUUCAGAAGUUGAAGCAACAACCAGAAGAUGAAAACCUCCCUGGUUUGGGACAGUACUACUGCAUUCAUUGUGCCAAGUACUUCUUGGAUAACACUGCAUUGAAGGGACAUCUCCGUGGAAAAGUUCAUAAACGUCGGGUCAAGGAAUUAAGCGUAAACCCCUACACGAGUUUAGAGAGUGAGGCUGCUACUGGUACCAAUCUAGAAAAGUUUAUGGAGAAGGUAGCCAAAUACAAGGCCAAUGAAGGACCCAGACGUGAGAUGGAGCAUGGGAUGCUAAAGGACCAAACAGAAGAAUACGAUUUACGUGAUAGAAAGAAAUGGGAAGAGCUCGUUGGCUGCUGA